GCAACGAGGACCGCUCAACGAGCGAGCGCCAGUCAGCAGGCAAGCAGUAGUCAGUCAGUCAGAUUUUAGCCGGCUGGUAGUGAACGCGCACCUCACUCGCGUAGAUAGGUGUUACAUGUGCGACUCAGACCAUUUACAUAACCAACUCUUAGUGCCGAUUGUACACUACGCAAGCCGCAUUAUACAUAUAAUUACGCAAGUGCAAUUAUGUCAUAUUGGUCGGUGCGUUAUGUAACAAUAUUUUCGUGAAUACUAGAAACACAAUCAAGGUUACAGGAUUAUUAAGUGAAUAUUUACUUUGAUUGUAUAUUGUUACUCUUGAAGCAGGGUUAUUUAAUAUUUUAAAAGCGGGUGGCAGUGUGUUGCGCAAGUGGUGCUAAAGAUCGAUAAAAUAGCCGGUGUUUAUUCCUUUUGCACGUGUAAAUGUUUUAUUACUGGACUAUUUAAAAAUAUGGAGUGCUAUAAUUUCAGAAACAUGCGCCACAUAAGCGACACGACAAACAAAAAUUUGAUUAUGCAAAAGUUCCCUGACUUGCUUCGUUCAUUAAAAGGCGUCAAAUGUUAUGACAUAGGGAAGCUUAAAUCCAAAGGACGAAUACAGAGAAUACCAAAUAAUAACGAGAGGCGAAAGAGAAUAGAAAGGUUAAAAAAACCCACCACCAUAAGGUUCAAGAAAUUUGACAGUGCGUUUUUUAUCGCAAUGGAAAAUAGACCGUUUCUGUUCAGUUGCCCAAUUUGCAGGAAUAUCUUAAGGGGACCAAUAACCGUGGACUGCGGACAUACAUUUUGUAGUUCUUGUUUGGAGUUGACUAACAGUAAUUUGUGUGUAGUAUGUUCCAUUGAAAUUGGCGACAAACGAUUCGUUAAUGUUUUAAUCCAGGAUUUAGUGGAAAAAUGGAGGGAGAAAAAUAAACAUAACACUGCAUUAUGUUCUAUGGUAUCAAAUUCCUAUGAUGUUGUAGGCGUUGAACCAAGAUAUCAUCUAAGAUCUGGAUAUGCAGGGUUACUAUUUAAAAGGGAAACGAAAGACAAUAUGAGAAAUUUUAUUUCGAAAACAAUUGGAAAAGAAAAACUGAAAAGGCACAAAUCAAAAACAAAAAAUAAAUUAGCAACGAGUAACAUAAAUAUAGAUCAAGAGACCUUAUACCAGUUUUUAAAUAAUCUUCUUACAAAAUUAUCGCAAUACAAAGAGCAAGCCUUAAGGGACAGCUGGAGAUGUCUAACGGUAUCUGAUCUGGAAUGCGUGCUAUGCAGUAGGUGUUUCCUGGACCCGGUGGCCACCGGUUGCGGACACACCUUCUGUCGAGGAUGCCUUACAAGGGUACUCGACUACGGCCUUUCGUGUCCUCUGUGCAAGUCGCAACUUACUGUUUCCGACUACGCGAGAGGUCCCACGUUCGCACUUCAUCGCGCAAUCAAUUUCCUAGCACCUAGAGAAUACAAUGAAAGGAUGCGAUGUCUACAAUCACCGGCCAAACUUUUUGCAAUGGCAGCCAAAGAAAAUAACGGACAGAAAUUUGCCUCAUUUGGAACCAUGUUGGAAAUUAAAGAUGCUGUAACAUUGGAAGAUGGAAGAUUUAUUCUUACCACUGUUGGUAUUAGGAGGUUUCGAGUUGUAAACAGCGACGAAAAGGAUGGAUAUGAUACUGCAAAAGUCCAAUACAUUAGAGACAAUGAUGUUCCUGCAGAUAAAUUACCAGAGUUAAUAAACUUACACCAAAAGGUAUAUAAUAAAGCUAUAAAAUGGAUAAGAUCGUUCAAGCCAAAAGUUUUAUCUGAAGUAGAAAGAUUAAUUGGACAAAUGCCAGAAGUGGAAAGUAAUUGGACAGCAUUGCCUGAUGGUCCAUCGUGGACAUGGUGGUUAAUGCCUUUACUACCUUUAAGUUCAAAAUUACAAUUGGGCUUCUUAAGUACGUCAAGUCUGGAAAAAAGAUUGCGAGCAAUAGAUAAAAUGUUGGAACACAUGAAAGUCCGAAUGAAGGCCUUAGAAGGAAGCCCGGACUCUUGUGCAGAUUCUGAUGAUUCGUCGUCAGAAUCUUGUCAAUAUGUUUUGCCAUUUCAUACCAAUUAGACUUGUAAAUUAUUGUAUAAACUAUUUAUUUAAAUUAUAAUGUAAUCUUAUAAAAAUGUGCCAUUUGGCAACAUAACAUGCUAUUAUCUACAAUGUAUUAAAUAAAUCAAAAAAUUAAUCAUUAUUACAGAAACUACUAAGCUUUAACUUAAAAAUUCUCUUUUUAUACUAUUUUAUAAUAUUGUCUAGUGAUCGUGUAAUAUAUUAUACAAUGAAAGUAGAUACAGUAUCUUUAUGUGCAUUUAUCAAAUUGUUAACAAACCAAAUUACAGAAAAAACAAAUUUUGGCAAUAAAGACAUUAAAUUUAAAUAUACUGUUAGUUUUUGGUCUACCCGUGAAGAUAUGGACAAUUUAAUGUGAA
Brassicogethes aeneus is the source of this 2433-nucleotide messenger RNA. Lineage: Eukaryota; Metazoa; Arthropoda; Insecta; Coleoptera; Nitidulidae. The record is from the annotation of a GenBank genome assembly.